Molecule: messenger RNA, 1304 nt
Organism: Xylaria bambusicola
Lineage: Eukaryota; Fungi; Ascomycota; Sordariomycetes; Xylariales; Xylariaceae
Exons: 3
Coding region: 205-1071 (288 amino acids)
Source: RefSeq, a predicted model, not a curated record
GGAUCUUAUGUGAAACGGCCAUCUGCACCGUUCUGGGCAUCUGCUCUGGGCAAGGACUCUUGGGUUCCCAGCGUGUCUUGGGUCCGCUUACCAUGCCACUUAUUACUUCUUGACUUUUCACCUGAGUCAAUCUGCUUGCGCCGAGCCUUUCUCUUGUUUCUUCUCCUCGCGUAUCUUGAGUCUCGAGAGGCGACUUCGCCCAAAAUGCGACUCUUUUCGUUGUUACCACUCUCCCUUCUUGCUACCCUUGCUUUGGGGCAAGAUGAUAAUCUUCCUGCUCCAGGUGAACCUGCGCUCACCUAUACAGAUGGCUCAUUCAGCGAGCCGAAUGGCGGGACCUCGUCCUAUACUCAGGGCAACCAAAUGAAUAUUAGCUGGACCACAACGUACGAGACGACGAGCAUUUACCUCAUCGUUGGUUAUGACUGGGCGAAUCCAAUUCAACUGACCACAAAUACGGCGCAGAGAUGGUUUCAAUGGGAUGUAACGACCGACUCAACUAAUGCAACAGAAAUAUACGUCUUCCGUGGUGUAAAUGGGACUGGAACCGCCGAUCAAAAGGCAACUGGGGGGUUCUUGAGUGCCUCUUUCUACAUACCUGUUAAAGAGAAUGCAACACCGUCAACAACGCUAUCUACCAUUUCAACAUCUGCGACGCAACCGGCUCAAACUUCUGAGUCUGAGUCUUCCACUACUACUACUGCUGCUGCAACAAACACGCCUAGCUCGGGCGGACUCUCCGAAGGAACUAAGAUCGGUAUUGGCGUUGGCGUGGGAGUUGGCGUAUUCGGUCUCGGAGCUCUUGUCGCUGCCAUUGUGUUUUGGCGAAAAUCGAAAGCGAAAAAGCAGCCAAACCCCCAGCCCUAUGAAAUGCCUCUGAACAAUGAUUUCCCACCUCAUUUCCAGCAGAGCCCACAACCCUACAACAGUAACCCGCCAGUGGUCGCCGAAUAUUAUAAACCGCCAGAGACUGGAGAGGUUCGGGGUGCCGAACUCGACGCUGGGCAGGGACAUCAUUUUGUUCCGGAAGCAAACCCCAACAACGCAAUGACAAGGGCUGAACUGCAGUGAUGCAGGCUAAUAUCCCCAUAAUUUAUAUCUAUUUGGAACUUUUCAUGAUACCCAAUCUAACAGAGGUAAAUGUGCGAUUGUAUCGGCAAUCUCAACACCAACCUUUGGCUCGGUCACGAAAUAAUCACCAUCAGACUACCAGCCAUUUUGUAAAAAUACAUCAAAAAAUUAAUAAAGUUGUUACAUACGAUAUAGUGCACGUUGUAUUUACUGCAAUUUUGAUAUAUCGGUCA